Molecule: messenger RNA, 10068 nt
Organism: Seriola dumerili (greater amberjack)
Lineage: Eukaryota; Metazoa; Chordata; Actinopteri; Carangiformes; Carangidae
Gene: ank1b
Product: ankyrin-1-like
Exons: 44
Biological process (GO): signal transduction
Molecular function (GO): protein binding
Source: RefSeq, a predicted model, not a curated record
AUGGCGCAAGCCGCCAAGCAGCUCCGAAAGACCAAGGACCUCGCUGAGGCCGCCGCCCAGGAGCAGAGGGAGAAGGAGGAGGAAAAGAUAAAAAAGAGGAAUCGAUCAAGGGACCGCAGGCGCAAGGCUCAUGUGGGUCAGCGCUGACUUGUCCGUCAGGUCAGUAUUGUGAGCUGUGAGAGGUUGGCCGAAGCCCGAGGAAUAUGGUUCUUUAAUAACAGAGCUGAUGCAGCCACGAGCUUUCUGCGUGCAGCUCGUUCAGGGAACCUGGACAAGGCUCUGGAUCACAUCAAGAAUGGACUCGACAUCAAUACAGCUAAUCAAAACGGUCUCAACGGGUUACACCUGGCCUCUAAAGAAGGUCACGUCAAAAUGGUCCUGGAGCUACUACACUCUGGCAUUGAGCUGGAAGCCACCACCAAGAAAGGGAACACUGCUCUCCAUAUUGCAGCGCUGGCAGGGCAGGAGAAAGUGGUGGCUGAGCUUGUCAACUAUGGUGCCAACGUUAAUGCCCAGUCACAUAAAGGCUUCAGUCCUCUCUACAUGGCAGCACAGGAGAAUCACUUAGAGGUGGUCAAGUUCCUGCUUGAGAACGGUGCCAAUCAGAGUCUCCCAACUGAGGAUGGCUUCACCCCCCUGGCCGUAGCCCUCCAGCAGGGUCACGAAAACGUUGUGGCACUGCUCAUCAACUAUGGCACCAAGGGCAAGGUCCGCCUCCCCGCGCUGCACAUCGCUGCACGAAACGACGACACACGCACCGCCGCAGUACUCCUACAGAACGAUCCCAAUCCUGAUGUACUCAGCAAGACUGGAUUCACACCUCUCCAUAUUGCAGCCCACUAUGAGAAUAUGAGCGUAGCCCAGCUGCUGCUGAACAGAGGAGCCAAUGUAAACUUCACACCCAAGAAUGGCAUCACGCCCCUUCAUAUAGCCUCCAGGAGGGGCAAUGUGAUGAUGGUCAGACUACUGCUGGACAGAGGAGCACAGAUUGAUGCCAAAACCAAGGAUGAGCUGACUCCUCUCCACUGUGCAGCCAGGAAUGGUCAUGUUCGCAUUAUUGAGAUCCUGCUGGAACACGGUGCUCCCAUCCAGGCUAAAACUAAGAAUGGUCUGUCUCCCAUCCACAUGGCAGCUCAGGGGGAUCACAUGGACUGUGUCAGGCAGCUAUUGCAAUACAACGCUGAAAUUGAUGAUAUCACGCUGGACCAUUUAACCCCUCUCCAUGUAGCAGCCCACUGUGGUCACCAUCGCAUGGCCAAAGUCCUACUAGACAAGGGGGCCAAAGCCAAUGCACGCGCUCUGAAUGGCUUCACCCCUCUCCAUAUUGCUUGCAAGAAGAACCACAUGCGGUCCAUGGACCUGCUGCUUAAGCACUCAGCUUCCUUAGAAGCUGUCACAGAGUCUGGUCUCACUCCUCUUCAUGUAGCAUCGUUCAUGGGCCAUCUGAACAUAGUGAAGAACCUGCUCCAAAGAGGGGCUUCACCUAAUGCUUCCAAUGUGAAAGUGGAGACUCCCCUCCACAUGGCCUCCAGAGCAGGACACUGUGAAGUUGCUCAGUUCCUGCUGCAGAACGCAGCACAAGUGGAUGCCAGGGCUAAGGACGAUCAGACACCUCUACACUGUGCAGCCCGUAUGGGCCACAAGGAGCUUGUCAAGCUGCUCCUUGAGCACAAAGCCAACCCCGACUCAGCUACAACUGCAGGCCACACACCCUUACACAUCGCUGCACGUGAAGGACACGUCCACACCAUUCGAAUAUUGUUGGAUGCUGGAGCACAGCAAAUCAAGAUGACAAAGAAAGGCUUCACUCCCCUCCAUGUGGCCUCUAAAUAUGGAAAGGUGGACGUAGCAGAGCUACUUCUGGAGAGAGGAGCCAACCCUAACGCAGCUGGGAAGAAUGGUCUGACACCCCUUCAUGUGGCCGUCCAUCACAACAACCUGGAUGUUGUUAGACUUCUGGUCAGCAAGGGAGGAUCUGCACACAGCACUGCUCGAAAUGGCUACACUCCCCUGCACAUAGCAGCCAAGCAGAACCAGAUGGAGGUGGCCAGUUGUCUGCUGCAGAAUGGGGCUUCACCCAAUGCCGAAUCCCUGCAAGGCAUCACGCCCCUACACCUGGCUUCACAGGAGGGACGGCCUGACAUUGUAGCUCUGCUCAUCUCUAAACAGGCCAACGUAAAUCUGGGAAACAAGAAUGGGCUGACCCCUCUACAUCUUGUGGCUCAGGAGGGUCAUGUGGGCAUCGCUGACACAUUGGUCAAACAGGGAGCCUCCGUUUACGCCGCUUCACGAAUGGGCUACACCCCCCUUCAUGUGGCCUGUCACUAUGGCAACAUCAAGAUGGUGAAGUUCCUUCUGCAGCAGCAGGCUCAUGUUAACAGCAAGACGAGGAUGGGCUACACCCCUCUACACCAGGCAGCUCAGCAGGGCCAUACUGAUAUUGUCACCCUGUUGUUGAAACACGGAGCGCAGCCCAACGAGAUUACUUCGAAUGGGACAUCUCCCCUGGGCAUCGCAAAGCGGCUUGGUUACAUCUCCGUCAUUGAUGUGCUGAAGCUGGUUACCGAGGAGUCCGUCUCCGCGAUCACUACAGAGAAGCAUCGGAUGAGUUUUCCUGAGACAGUGGAUGAGAUAUUAGAUGUCUCCGAGGAUGAAGGGGUUGCCCAGCUAACGUUAGGAGACGAGUUGCUCGGGAUGGAUGGAGCACGCUACUUAAAGCUUGAUGACUUCAAGGACCAGGACGAUGACUUCCUCUCCCCUAAGAAGACUCUAAGAGACUUUGAGGGUGGCAUGGGUACCACGCCCUAUUCUCCUGCAAUUCCCAGGAUCCCUUGUGUGUCCCCAGAGACAGUUCUGCUGGAUCAGCACACCCCCAUCCCCCUGCCAAAGGAGUAUGAUGAAGACUCUCUUAUCCCGAGCAGUCCUGCUACGGAGACUUCAGACAAUGUCAGCCCUGUGGCCAGCCCUAUUCACACGGGCUUCCUGGUGAGUUUCAUGGUGGAUGCUCGUGGAGGCUCCAUGCGAGGCAGCAGACACCACGGGCUGCGGGUCAUCAUUCCUCCUCGAACCUGCGCUGCACCGACGCGCAUUACCUGCCGACUGGUCAAACCUCAGAAACUGACCACGCCUCCUCCACUGGUGGAGGGGGAGGGGCUUGCUAGCCGCAUCAUCUCUCUAGGGCCGUCCAGUAUGCAGUUCCUUGGGCCAGUAAUCGUGGAAAUCCCACACUUUGCCUCACUGGGCCGAGGGGACCGAGAGCUUGUGGUGCUCCGCAGUGAAAAUGGCUCCGUCUGGAAGGAACAUCGCAAUCGCUAUGGCGACGAAGUGUUAGAAACUAUUCUGAAUGGCAUGGAUGAAGACCUGGAGAGUCAAGAGGAGCUGGAGAAGAAGAGAAUCCGCCGGAUCAUCUCCACCGACUUCCCCCUCUACUUUGCCGUGGUCUCCCGUAUUCAGCAGGAGAGUGAUCUGAUCGGUCCGGAGGGUGGCAGGCUGACCAGUAAGCUGGUGCCCCAUGUGGAGGCCAUCUUCCCUGAGACAGCCGUCACCAAAAGAGUGAGACUGGGACUGCAGGCGCAGCCAAUUCCUGAUGAACUGCUGACUCGACAGCUUGGUAACCAGGCGACCUUCAGCCCAGUGGUUACCAUCGAACCACGCCGACGCAAAUUCCACCGUCCAAUCGGAUUGCGCAUCCCAUUGCCACCAUCCUGGAGAGAGAGUCCUCGAGAUGCUGGGGAGGGUGAUACCACCAGCUUGCGCCUUCUCUGCAGUGUCAUUGGUGGAACAGCACCAGCUCAGUGGGAGGACAUCACUGGAACCACAAAGCUGAUGUACGCCAAUAACUGUGCCAACUUUACCACCAAUGUUUCUGCAAGAUUCUGGUUGGCAGACUGUCCACGCACGGCAGAGGCAGUGACAUUUGCCAACUUGCUGUACCGGGAGCUAAUGGCUGUGCCAUAUAUGGCUAAGUUUGUGAUUUUUGCCAAGAUGAAUGAAGCACGCGAGGGACGCUUGCGUUGCUACUGCAUGACGGAUGACAAGAUGGACAAAACGCUGGAGCUGCACGAAAACUUCAGUGAAGUGGCCCGCAGUCGAGAUAUUGAGCUGAUGGAGGGCAUGCCACUGCACCUGGAGUGUUCUGGGAACCUAGUGCCCAUCAGGAAGGCCACCCAGCAGCCUCGCAGCUUCAGCUUUCAGGCCUUCAGAGAUAACAGACUGCCUGUCUCUGUCAAGGUCAGAGAUAGCAACAAGGAUGCCACUGGCUUUUUAUCCUUUCUGCGGAAGUGCACCAAGUACGAGGACACACAGCACGUACUGUGUAACCUUAACAUAACCAUGCCACCUUGUGUCAAGGUCGUUGGAAGUGAGGAGCGCAGGAGAACUUUAACCCCUCUCGCCCUGAGAGAGCGCUACAGUGCGCUGAACGAGCCAGGUGUGGCCACAGUGAACGCCAUGGAGAGGACUGAGAUCAAAAUCAACAUCAUAUCUGAACAGCUGGGAUUGAGCUGGGCAGAGUUGGCACGAGAGCUUCAGUUUGGUGUGGACGACAUCAACAGGAUCCGUGUGGAGAAUCCCAACUCACUGCUGGACCAGAGCUCUGCCCUGCUCAACCUGUGGGCCUGCAGAGAAGGCAAAAGGGCCAAGAUGGAGAGCCUGUACACCGCUCUGAAGAACAUUGACCGCGCAGACAUCGUGACGUCUGUGGAAGGUCAGGCUCCACAGCCGGCACCCGGGUCUUUGGAGGAGGGUGCCUGUCGACUCGGCGACCGCGACUCCACCCUGCUGUCCCCCAGCAUCAUCAAUGGUUAUGGGCUGGUGCAGGAGGAGCUUCUGUCCCCGGCCUCAAUGCAGUACAGCUUGCCCUCUCCACUGGGUGUGGAGCCCUACUGGCAAGAAGUGUCCAGCCUUGAAUGCGCCCCUAUUGCCACCACAGAGGAAGACACAUUAAUGGAGAUGUCGGACGUUCAGGUGUGGCCAGCAGGGGUCAGCCCCUCGCUGGUCACAGUGGAGGACUCAUCUCUAGAGGGCAGCAGUCGGGCUGAUGACUCAGAGGGCGCCACGCUCUCCCUCCCCUGCAGCUUGGGUCGCCCGAGCAGCGGAGCCAGCGGGGCCAGCGGCUCCAUCAUGGAGCUGGAGGAGGAGGAGGAGGAGGAGGAGGAGGAAGGGGAGGUUGAAGAGGAGGAGGCGCCACAGGAGCCAGCAAGUGCACUGGCAGAAAGGGACAGGGUGAGGGCCAGUGGUGCUGUUCCCAAGGUCAACCUAAACGGCCAGCUGGGAGGUCAGAGGUCGGAUGGGAGGAGAGGGGAGGGCCUUGCGGCGGGAGGAGGAGCAAAAGGAGGAGGUGCAGGGCUGGGUUCAGUGGAAGGGAUUUCUGUUGUUGCAGGCCAACAGGUGUACGCCCAGCGGUGUGAGAUGUCGGGACUGAGUCGGGCUACAGAGCACAAUGGAGACAACCGGAUGGUGGGAGGCGGAGCAUUUCAGCCCUAUUUACCAGACAAGGACUCCCUGCAGGGCUGGGUUGGCUCAAUGUCAUCGGGACGUGACGGCAGCAUGCCAGGCUUGCGUGUGGCCCAGGAGGCUCUGCUGACUCCGGUGUGUGACACGGGUUACUCUCAGGUGCUGCGUGGGCGCCUCCUGCAGGGCACGCAGCCCUUUGACAAGGGGCUGGGCUUCUCUCACCAGGAGGCGGGUCAACAUGCUUGGGAACAGGAGCAGAGGCGGGUCCAGAGAGAGGAGAAAGAGGACUAUGCUGCUGAGGCGCAGUUUGUUGAUGAACACGGAAACAUGCUCGCUAGAAGGGUGGGGGUGGAUGUGAGAAAGGGCGCUCAGUCAGUGCAGCGCUCCAGUCUGCGGAGAGUUAAACACUGAAAUACACAUACUACCCAGUCCUCCAGGACCGGAAAGCCACUGCCAAAACAUCCUCCACAAAAACACAACCAGACCGCAGAAGAAAAUGAUGAAGGAGGGGAGGAAGACUAAGACUAAGACUAAGACGUGCAAACUACAAAAUGAUAAACACAGAAUCAUCCUCAACGUGUGACCAUGGAGAAUCACAAAAGAAAAGAAGAGGAGAAAAAAAAGAGGAGUUCAACUUGUAGUUUUAUAACAUUUGUAAAGAAAAAUAUCAACUAGACUAAGGCAUGAUGAUUCCUUUUAUACAAAAAAAACAUAAAUGUCAGUAAAAUAACCGAGAAAAAAAAAAAAGCAACAAAAAGUGCUUCCUGUGAACUGUAAUCGCAUGAUGACUGCUGGUGCAUGCCCUUUGACCUUUUGAACUGUCAUUAUCUACAAACUGAAGGGGUACAAGGUACGGGGCUGGCCCACGUGUGGGUCACGGGCCAUUUUAAGGACCUUAUUCCCCCCAACUGGAGUGGUUUGUGUCAGCAAGUUGAGUACAAUAACACUACAGCCAAAAAAAAGUCCCUCAAUGGAUGGUUCUGUAUACAGCUAAGCCUCUGCUGAGCCUACCAAUGCUUCUUUCACUGGACCCUUUCCCCUAAUAUUCUCAAUGUGAUAUAUGCACUCUAUGCUACGUGGACAUGUGUCGGUGUGUGUAUGUGUGCGUAUGUGUGCGUGUAUUCUUCUCUACCGCAUGUGUUUCUUGCUUCUGGCUUGGCGCUGAGCCCUGCCCCAUGAUUGGCUUAUUGCCCCUGUGAUGUCACGGCGUGCUCAGUGCUGGAAUGAGAAAGCCGCUGUGCUCCCCUGCUCGUGAGUGUUCCUGUCUGCGUGUGCUGACUUGUCUUUUUCCUCUGUGGAUGAAGCUCGCUUCUUGUUAUUUGUUUCUUUGGAACCUGUCCACCUCAGAUUUAAGGAUUGUUUGACUUCGGGACUGACACGGAUCUGAAUCUAUUUCGCCCCUCGUGUUUUCAGGGGAAGUGUGUUUUUCAGACAACAGGAAUGUUUUCUUUGGAAAGGGGUUGGUUGCUUGAUUGCAUUGUGCAGCAGCUCUGCAACACAGAGAUUGACUUUUUCCUCCCUGGUGACCUUUUCUAUCUUCUUCCGUCAUUUCUCCCAGUAGCGCUCGUCAUCUUGAUCCACAAUCUGUAUCAGUAGCCUCUGACAAUAUGCAGUAAAAACACAGGCCUCUCCAUCAGCAUCUAUAGCUCCUCCAUCUAAUGUUUAAAAUUCUGUGUGCUCCCUCUUUUAUCUGUUUGCAACGGCUGUAGCGCCGCACUGUCGAAUUUUGGUUCAUUCAUUUGAAACUAAGUGAAUGAAGGGGCGAAAACCUGGAGGAUGUGAUUCAUGUGAGGAUGUAGUGAUUUGGAGGAUUGGAAGUGUAAAAUAGCAUAAUGCUACAACAUGUGAUUGUGAAAGGAACUGUGCAACAAGGUCAGACAGGUAGCACUGUGAUUGUCUUAUUAACACCGACCCCAGACUCGUGAACUGUGAAGACACAAAAACAUUCACAUAUACAAACAAAAGCACAGCCACACACACACACACAGGCGAUACACACACACACAUAAUAAGAAACAUAUUACACAAUGAAAUAAUUAUUGCCUGGUCAAGAGUGUCAGAUUGGAGUAUGCCACAGCAAUAAUACCGAACAACAGGAACACAGAAGAUGGAGGCCAGAGUUGCGUAUAUCUCUAUAAAGGAUUUGAUACUGAAAGGUUUAAAUGACUGAGCUCCUCAGUGAAGACAGAAACUCCAUCUGGACGAACAGCAUUCGAGUUUGGCAUCGGACAGCUGUGCUGUACCUGACUGGUUCCAUCGACCUUGAAGUGAAUGAGUCAGAGAGGACGCACUGAUGCAAGAUCAGAUGACUCAGCUGUAGCAGUGUGGGAACGUGGAGGCCUGAGAGGGAUUGUUUGUUUUUCAGCACUUAACGUAGCAAAAUAUAAACCAGGAUAUGUUAAUUUAUUACACUGAUACCUAUUAAGGAGUCUGCUGCUGCCGUAAGGUGGAAAUCACAAAACUCUAUUUUCUUUUUUCUGAGUAAUUUAAGUUGUAUUUAUUAGUGUUUCACACAUUUCAAAACUACAUUGGCAUCACUGUAAAUCACCUCUUGUUCUCUUCAUCUCUGAAACACUUACUUUAUGCAGAAACCUAAAGGCAGCACUAUGAAGGGGUCAUAUCACAGUAGCACACAUUUCCUGGAAGUCAAAACACAAUAUUUAUCCCAUAAGUACUGUAAAUGCUACUGUAGCCUGAAUGUGCGAGUGAGACACUGAAUGAAUGAACACAUUAGUUGCACAUCACAUAGAUGCACAUGUUUUCCAUGCCCAGUCCGUGCACAUGAGAGCCUCAUCUGAUAUAGCACAUGUUUAUUACAUAUCACGUGUUUUCCACUGUUACUCCACUCAGGUUUUCAGUUCUGCUCAGUCAGAAUCAAAAUGUUUUUGUUUUUAAGUUCUGAGUCCUCCUCUCAAAGACGAGUGCGGGACGCAAAGUGAGUGCUUCAGAAUAAGGCUUUGGUGUUGGGGUCGUUUGGGGCGGGAUGGGGAUGCACGCAGGGUUCUUGUAGAUUUAUGAAGAGGGAUGGUUUGUCUGCAAGUGCGUUUGUGAGUGACUGAGUGUGUGUGUGUGUAUGUGUAUGUGUAUUUGUGUGUGUGGUUGGGAGUUGUUGAAUUAGAUUAAGACCAAAAAGCACAGAGUGUUGAGUUUGUGUGGAGAACCCUCCUCUCUACCGCUCAGCUCCUGGAGCAGCGAAGGAGCCACAGACACCUCUGUUGGUUGUGUUUAUCCUAAUUCAUUUUUACCACCAGAAAGGUAUAGCUGAAGCAUUACUCCCUCUACAAAGAAGCACACAAGGUUAAAGAAGACACUUUGAAGUAAUUAAUGAGGAACUAAUUACCGUUCAUUGUUUGCAGUUUCCUGUGGGCUGCUAGACAAAACACAGCUCUUACAGUGUUUUAUUUGAGUUUGUUUUUGUUUUUUUACCCACUCUGUAAUACUACCAAAUCAGCUGUUCUCAAAAAGUCAAGCCUUUAAUUCUGAGCUCUUGAUGCACCCUCCGGGGGACAAACAAGACACCCUGUCCUUAUAUUUACAGCGUGUCUAAUCUCUUAGUAGUUUUCAGAUGAUGGAGAGCGGUGACUCCCUCAAUCACUGAAGUGACACACUCUCCCUCAUCCUAUUAGUUAGUCCUUAUUUAAAGCCCUGUACUGAUUCAGCACAAGAAAGAUGCUGGAUUCAGACGUUUUAAAGAAAAUAAACUACUUCACCUUUUGUUAAAGUCAAAAUCCUUAAGAUAGUCAUUUUUGAUUAAAACCCAUUUUUGAUACUCUUAAUGGCAUUUUUUGCAGCAACAGCAAAAUUGCGUCAGUAUAGUAUAUAUACAGUAAUAGUUUUCAUUGCUAGUAGACUUACUCACAUGGGAUUUUGAUUGUGUGCCCACACACAAAGGAUUCACUGGAACAGAGGACAAACACCAGUGAAUGGACAUGUCUCGCGUAAUGUGCAAGACAGCAUUCAGUCAAUAUCACUGAAUCAUGACAUUGUUGACCGCCUUCUUCAGUCUUCACGAUAUGAGCAUACAGUUUGUUUGAAUGUGUUUAAACCAGAUAAACAAGUUGCUCUUCUUUGUCAUUUCUGAAAAAGUAGCCACCAAGGCAGUAGCUACCAUUGAACAAAUGUCUGGCGAAGGGUUUCAAGCUCAUUUAGCACAUGAUGUAGGAGUUCCAAAUUAUUUUACAAAAAACAGUUUUACACAAAUCAUAGAACGUGGCUAGGUUUCUGAAUAUCAUACAGGAAGUUUGGACUUUGGGGCUUAUAUCAUUAAAACCCACUUGCCAUUACCACCAGUAACCCCCAAAUUCAUCAAGAUCGAAAUAUUAAGGAUUAUAACUUUAACUUUGAGUCAUUAUCCUUUUCUUUAUCUUAAAAGACCAGAUGUUGAAUUUCAAAUUCAAUUAUUUACAUUUAUCCACUAAGAGAAAUGAUGUAUUAAGCAGUUUUAUGUGAAUCUGUUUCCACUCAGGUGGAUUUUUACAAGUAUAAUUUGGCUUUGCAGGGUGAAUUUAACUAGUCACUGAUCUUCUGCAAUGAUAAAUUGAACUUCACCAUGUUGUGUUUUAUGGUGUGUGUGUGUGUGUGUGUGUGUGUGUGUGUGUGUGUGUGUGUGUGUGU